Molecule: messenger RNA, 2163 nt
Organism: Hyaloperonospora brassicae
Lineage: Eukaryota; Oomycota; Peronosporomycetes; Peronosporales; Peronosporaceae
Source: the annotation of a GenBank genome assembly
AUGGUGAACUUUAGUCUGCGGCUGCGGGACAACGUCGUCGCCGAGUGGCGCAGCGACUACGUGGACUACGACGGCCUCAAGCAGAUGCUCGAGCACCAGCUCGAGAUCGAAGCGGCCGCUACGAGCCGCCGCCGGCCGUGUGACGAGCACCACAGGCCGCACAAGGAGCGCCACUGGCCGUCCCUGACGACGCCCAAUAGCCCGCGCAUCGCAAAAGCCAUUGGCUGUAAACGCGCCACGUUCCUGGAACGCUCUGGGGCGCCACUGACGGCCGCUGACUCGGAGCAGCUCCAGUCGCUGCUCUCGCCGCGCGUCGCGUUCGAAGACGCGCUCGAGUGCGAGUACGCGAAAGUGGAGCACGCGUACAAGCGGCACGCAGCUCAGCUGGGCGAGCAGCUCGAGCACUUGCACGCUCAGUAUCGAGCAGACGCACCGGCAACGGCUCAGGAAUCGCUCAAGAAUUCGCUCGUGGAGCUGCACCGGAUGCUGAACCUCCUGCACAACUUUGCAGUGCUGAAUUACACUGGAUUUGUCAAGCUGUUCAAGCGCUACGACAAGCUCGCGCGCGUGUCGGCCGACAAGCGCAAGGCGCAGAAGGCCAAGCUACAGACGCUUGAGUUUGCCAAAGCCCGUGCGUGCUUGAGACUCUUGAAACAAGUGGAACGAUCAUUUGCCGAGUGGUUCUGUGAUGGCAACGUGACGGUGGCAGUCGCGACGCUCAUGACAAAGAAGGAGGAUUUCGUCAACUGGGGGCACAUUUACCUCGGCAUCAAGAGUGGAUCGUGUCUUGUCUUGCUCAUAUGGGUGUGCUGGGACUCGCUCGUGGUCCCCACGUUUCAUAAUGAACGGGAAGAUCAUCUCAUUGAUCUUGUACGGACCCGUGCGUAUCCGGUCUACCGUGGCAUUGGCUGUCUCCUUUUGCUGCACUGGCUAGUCGGAGUGUCGCUCUACGCGUGGCGCGCAGCACGAAUCAAUUAUCGGUACAUUUUUGAGCUGAACCCACGACGCGCGCAGUCGUACCCGCAGGUGUUCAGCGAUGCCACCAACAUGACCAUUGCGUACUUGGCGAACGUGUUGCUCUACUACAAGGUCGUGAACGGUUACUUCCCGGAAGAGCUGCUACACCGUGGGUACUAUCCGCUGGCGCUCUUUCUGUACACCUUUUACUUUUACGCUAUCCGUCCAUGGGGACAGCAGCUUGGUAUGCUGCGAACGUUGUGGGAAGUCGUGUGUUCGCCACUAUACCCGGUGUCGUUUUUCCACACUUUUGUGGGCGACUACCUGACGAGCACGGUCAAAGUGAUGCAAGAUGUCAGCUGGUCAGUCUGCUUUUUCACGACAAAGGAGUUUCUGCGCAAAGAUGUGAUUCCGAGUGGUGUCGGCACACAGGAUCCGCAGACUUUGUCAGUGGAUGCAACUGAGGAGACCUGUGCUGACAACGUAUACUACCUGAACAUGGUGGUGCCAUUGGUGUGCGUGUUACCGCUGUGGUGGCGGUUUCUGCAAAAUCUCCGCCGCGUGUACGACACCAAGACGUGGUGGCCGCACUUGCCCAAUGCUGCCAAGUACGCCCUCGCGCAGGUGGUCGUGCUCUUUGGUCUUUUCCACCCUUUGCACGACGACGAGAGCGACGAGACUGCGUUGCACAUGCACGUGCGAAUGUUCGUGGUCGUGUGGCUGUUCUUGUUCACGGCAAGCUCGCUGUACACGUGGAUUUGGGACGUGACAAUGGACUGGGGUCUGGGUCGACCGCGGUUCAAGUUCCUGGGCGACUCGCAAAUGUUUUCGCGCAAGUGGGUCUACUACGCUGCCAUCGUCGCUGACCUCUUUUUGCGCUUUGCGUGGACGCUCACGCUCAUUCCCCCGCGCGGUGCGGCUCGCUGGCUUCCGCUGUACUUACAGCCUUUUACGAUCGUGCUCGAGCUGUUCCGCCGAACCUUUUGGAGCUUCUUCCGUCUGGAGAAUGAACACCUUCGCAACACACAGGGAUUCCGUCGCGUGGACUUCAUCCCACUUCAUUACGACCACGGCGUCGGCGACGUGGACAAAGACGUCGGCAAGGCAGAGGAGCAGCUGGACUUUCGGGUCUUUACGCUCAAGAUCUUGGCCGUGCUGUUCACAGUGUUGGGGCUCAGUGUCGUUGCUAUUGUUGUCGAGCGGUAG